Amphimedon queenslandica is the source of this 4630-nucleotide messenger RNA. RefSeq names its product vacuolar protein sorting-associated protein 13C-like. The record is from RefSeq and is a predicted model, not a curated record. Lineage: Eukaryota; Metazoa; Porifera; Demospongiae; Haplosclerida; Niphatidae. Gene Ontology annotation, biological process: protein retention in Golgi apparatus; protein targeting to vacuole. The transcript is spliced from 39 exons. The coding region runs from base 29 to 4630 and encodes 1533 amino acids.
UUUUGUAGGUGGGGUUCAGUUAGUAAAAAUGGUGUUUGAAGGCUUACUGGUGAGUGUCCUCAACCGUUUUUUGGGGCCUUACUUAAAGAACUUGGACUCGUCUCAGCUGAGUGUUGGCGUAUGGAGUGGUGAAGUGAGUUUAAAGAAUCUGCAACUCAAGGACACUGCACUGACUCAGUUUGAUAUACCAAUAAGAAUAUUCAAUGGGCACAUUGAUGAGCUUCAUUUGAAGAUCCCAUGGAAGAACCUCUACACAGAGCCAGUUAUAGUGAAUGUUAAAGGUGUUUAUAUUGUGGCCGGACCUGAUUCAGGGAUAUCGUUCAGUCGAGAAAAGAUAUUAAAAGAGGAAAGAGAAAAGAAGCAAGGACAACUGAAAGCAAUUGAAGAUGCAAGAACAGCAAAGGCUAAAGACUCACUACAGAAGGAGCAAGAUCCUGGCUUUGUAGAGAAACUAAUCACACAGAUCAUUCGCAAUGUCCAGCUAUCAGUUGAAGAUAUUCACAUACGCUAUGAAGACAAUUCUACUGUUCCUGGCAAGUGCUUCUCCUUUGGAAUUAGUUUAGACUGUCUUAUGAUAAAGAGCACUGAUUCUAAUUGGACCAUUGUUCCUGCUCCUGAUGACUCUUCUUCACUAAUAUUCAAGUUGCUCAAGCUGAACUGUCUUGGUCUGUAUUGGAAUCCUACUGACAGGCUGAUAGGUACUGCAAAGGAAUGGAAGGACAUACUGAAGAGAGACAUAGCCAGACAAGGGAAGAAACUACCUUCAAUAAACUACUUGUUAAAGCCAUUGUCUGGUGUAGCUAAACUGAAGGGUACCACUCAAACCGGACGUGUUCACCCUCAAUUGUCACUAAGUCUACGUUUAAAUGAAGUUUCAAUGACAAUAGAGAAGGAACAGUAUCAAGAAGUGAUAAUGUUAGUUGAUCAACUGGAGAGGUUGUCUGUCAUCAUUUACAUGUGGAUAUUUGCAUACAAUGCUGUUGUUGGUGAGGUAGUGAGUAGGAAGCUAAGCAUGAAAUGGGAACGUAUCAAAGCACACAGGGAAUUGUGUAAAAAGUACACUAAGCUUUAUGCUGAGAAGCUUUCAUCAAGUUCUCCUGGUGCUCCUCUUGUUGCUAAGCUCCUGGAUAUUGAAGAUAUACUUGAUGUGUUCAAUAUUACUGUCUGUAGACAAAAAGCUGAGAAAUCAGCUGCUGAUUUAAAGAAGAGAAAGGAUGAAGCUUCAUGGUGGAUAUUUGCAUACAAUGCUGUUGUUGGUGAGGUAGUGAGUAGGAAGCUAAGCAUGAAAUGGGAACAUAUCAAAGCACACAGGGAAUUGUGUAAAAAGUACACUAAGCUUUAUGCUGAGAAGCUUUCAUCAAGUUCUCCUGGUGCUCCUCUUGUUGCUAAGCUCCUGGAUAUUGAAGAUAUACUUGAUGUGUUCAAUAUUACUGUCUGUAGACAAAAAGCUGAGAAAUCAGCUGCUGAUAUAAAGAAGAGAAAGGAUGAAGCUUCAUGGUACAACUGGGCAUCAAGCUGGGUUGGUGGGGGAGAGAAAGAAAAGAAACAAGUCAUGCCUUCUGAGGAGGCAUUGAAGCUAGAGAAGGAGAAGUUGUACCAGGCUAUUGGUUAUAGUGAGAAAGGAAAAGCAGCAGAUUAUCCUAAAGAAUAUGUAGCUCAUGUUGUCAAUUUGGAUGUAUUGUCUGUGUCACUCAAUCUUCAAUCGGAGGGUGUGAGCAUAAGCCAGCUAUCCAUCAGUGAUAUUAACUGUCAGUUUCAAAACAGGCCAUCAUCCAAGAAUAUCAGUGUUUCUGUUGGAGUUAACCAGUUAUCAAUGACUGGUGCAUCAUUGGAUGGAUCACAUCCAGUUAUCCUCUCAUCUCUUAAGAAAGACCAAUUGUUAUCAUUGAAAUACGAGAUGAACCCAUUAGCCAAACCAGUGGUUGAUCACAGCGUCAAUGUAUCACUCCAACCAGUACAAGUCACGUAUAACUGUCACACUAUACAAAAAGUCUUAGAAAUGUUCAAGCUACCUCCUUCAGUUCGUUUGCAUAAGACGUCGUCACUAGCAGCUGUGGCCCUGGAUCAGGUUAAGACCCAGGGUCGUAUUGGGCUCCAGCAUGCUAUAGAGAAUAGGAAGAUACUUGAUAUCAAUGUGGUGCUUCAUUCUCCUGUUGUGUUAUUACCUGAGGCUGGGGUACUGGAUGGCGCUAGUAGGAUAUUGGUUGUUGAUCUGGGGAGUUUGACACUGACUAGUGAUAUGAAGCCUGUUCUACCUGAUCUAAGGAAAGCAUCUCAGAAGGAACUAGAUGAUAAUGCUUACGAUUAUUUUGAUGUUAAAUUGGAGGGUGUGCAAGCUCGAUUGACUGGAAAAGAUUGGAGAGAUACUAGUCACACUAUAUUAAAGCCGUUGGAAGUUGAUCUUCAGCUUCAGAAGAGCAUCAUUCCUGAUGAUACCAGACUGCCUGGCCUAAAGGUUGACUGUAAUAUGACUAGUGGCAUUGAGGUUGGAGUUAGUGUACAGAAGAUUAAAGAUGCUUUGAUUUUAUUUCAAAAUUUCCCACUCCCUCAAUUAUCGAAUGACACUGAUCUUCCCUCAGCCCCUGAAGCCUAUGAGACCUUUGAUGAACCCAUUGCAUUAAGUACUGAUACUAUUGUUGAAACUGCCGACAGAGUUACUGAAAUAAAGAAAGCUAAGAAUGAAAGCAGUGAAGAAGAUGAAUUUGUGACUGCUAGUGAAGGCUCGGAUGAAGAAUGCGAUGGGAAAGAUGAAAAGAGCCUUUCAUCCUCUGCCAGUGUGUCUCUAGCCUCACCAAGAACCACCACUAAAGUACAGGUCCAUUUCUCCCUCCCUCUCCUCUCAGUUGGAGUCACUGAUGAUACUAAAGGGAGUAGUCUAAGGCUCUCAUUGCCUGAGCUGUCUGUUAAUGCUAGAGUAGAGUCUCAUAGUAACAGUGUCUCAUUGAGUUUAGCUUCAAUUGAUGUUGUGCAUAAGAUCAGUGAGGAGAGGACUGUUAAUGUGUUAUCAACUGUUGGGAAUGAGAAACUGAUUGUAGUGGAUUUACUGCAGGCAAGUAGAUCUGGUCCUUAUUUCAAUACAAAGUACAAUUCCACUGGAUUGAAGAUGGACCUCGCAGUAAACACUCUUUCCCUUGAAGCAGCCACUGGCUCAAUAUCUCAUUUACUGUUGAUGGUAGACGACAUCACUUCUGUCAUGAAAUCCAAAUCUCCUCCAACCCCUGCUAGUACUAGUAAAGUAUCUGAUACAACUGAUUCAGUUUCACCAUCAUCAUCAUCAUCAUCGUCAGCACUAUCAUCAUUCCCAGAAGAAAAGACUUUAGACGUAUCCGUAAAAUGUAAAGGAGUAAAACUCCUAUUAACAGAUGCUGCUGGUGUCAUUGCUGAAGGGGAAAUGGGCCCUCUGGCCAGUGAUGUCGUUAUUAAGCCUGAGAAUGGUACUAGCAUCAAAACAAGUUUGAGUAACCUCACGUUGACUGAUACAACCACCAGCACUCAGGUCAUUAGUACUGUUGCUGAUCCUUUGAUUGAUUUUGGUCUUCAAAUUUAUAAAGUUCCUUCGGCUGAUAAUGCUGACAUUGAAGUGAUGGCUACUGUCAACAGGAUACAGGCUGCAGUUAUGUUCACGUUCAUCAAGAGGUUGCUAUCAUUUGUUAAGUCCAUGAAUGUUAAGAAGGAGCUGGUUGAAUCAGCCAAGGAAGCCACGAAUGAACAAGCUAAGAAAGCUAUUGAAACAGCAAAGAAGGCCAGAUCUAAGCGUAUUAAACUAAAUAUAACAGUUGAUGCUCCAGUGGUCAGCCUCUUACUGACGUCAGGUGCUAGCUUCAUGGUCGAUCUUGGCAUUCUUCAAUUAUCAAACAAGUUUGAGCCAGCCCUCAAGCACUACAGCAAUACAGGAGAUGAGCUAGUGGACGUAAUGAGUCUGUCGCUGAAAGAUUUGCAAGUUGUGAGACGUUUUGGUAAAGGGUCCCACACCAUCAUAUCCCCAGUAACACUUAAAGGAGGAAUCAUCAGGACAUUGGAGGCCCUUAAUACAGACAUACCUAAUGUAGGGAUUGAGUUUAACAUUGACAGCAUUGGUGUAUCAUUUAAUCCUGGAGAUUAUAACGAAGUGUUUAAUUUGCUCAAAGAAUUGCCUUCAUCAUCUAGUAAUGAAGAGUCAGCUGAUACCAGGAAUGUUAAGUCAUUGAGUAAGACAGGGCCAACAGCUGAUCCCUCAUCAUCAUCAUCAUCAUCAUCAGGGAGUGAUGGGGACUCUCCAUCUGAUUUCAAGCUUAACUUUAGAAUGAGUAUCGGAUCACUGGGUCUAUCUGUGGAGAGUGACUCUAAACAGACUGAGAUUGUCUCCAUUAAACUAACUAGCCUAGAGUCUUCCUUGGGGCUGGACCACAAAUACAUUAAAAUUGGCUUCCUGAUUAAAUCAUUGGAAAUUGCUGACCCACUCUCCAGCUCUUUCCCUCUGAUCCUCCAAACAAACAGCCACUCCAGGGCACUUAAUGGACAGGUCACGAUCACUAAGGAAAUUCAGAAAUCUACCGAAGCCGCUCAAAUGUCCAUCAAUGUAGGCAUUGGCAGCCACUCAUUGACAGUUCUGAUGUCAUUCAUCAAUUCUCUAAUGGUAUUAUUUUAUUAA